AUGGAGCACACGUGUGUGUCGGCGCUAUGUCAUCUCUCAGAGACGUUUGUGCUUCGAUGGGUCAACAUCCGCAGGAAGAUAGCAUGUUUGCAAAGUGCAGUGGGGCCAGUGAGAUGGAAGACGUCCUGCAGCCCAGCACCCUUUUUGACAGCCAUGCCUACCCGUGCUCUCAUAGAUGAGCCAAUCACCCUAGAGGGGCAUCACCUUCCCCCUCACUCACCCAUCACGGUGCGCGCCUAUAUGCACAACGAGGACGGUGACCUAUGGGAGGCGCUCUCUCACUACAACACAGACUGGAGGGGUGUCGUCAACAUGACCACAGAUGUGUCUGUAGGGGGUUCCUAUGUGGGCUGUGAGCCCAUGGGAUUGUUUUGGGCCCUGCAGCCUGCACCUGGAGAGAGAGAGGGUCUGAGGCUGCGGAAGAGAAACGUUGAGACUCCGUACUCAGUACAGUUGUCCUUAUUAGAGGGUCACAUUCCGGUUCUACCCAGUGAGGGUUCCAACAAGGAGCAGCUGCAGAGAGGGGAACAGGAGCUGGCUGCAGUGACUGUUGAACGCUGGUACAUGGCACCAGGUGUCCGGAGAAUAGAGAUUAGGCAGAACGGAGUAGUGGGGACCUUGUUCUUACCCCCAGGUAAGAACACUGCAUUCCAGUUUCUCCAGGACCACCCCCAGGUGUGUGGGGACAGGCUGGGGGUCAUUGGCCUCUCGUUCGGAGCCUACCUGGCUCUGCGAAUCGCCACUCAGAUUGGUGUCAAUCCCAGGUGUGUGAUCGGAGUCAAUGGUCCAAUAGGAAGUAUCAACAAACUAUCAGACAGCGACGGCAAGACCGAAAGCUUUGAUGGGGAUCAGAAACACUGGAGUUACGAUGAACAGGGCUACGUCAGCUUCAGAGAAGUGUCCACACCCAACAACAUUCCACCUGAGAACAAAGCAAAGGUUGAAAACCUGUGUUGCCCCCUACUGUACAUUGUGAGUGAAGAUGACUUGAGCUGUGCAGCUAUUGAGAACGCAGAUGAGAUUGAGAAGAUGCUGGUAGAUCCCACCUGUUCACCCGCCUGUCAUACCUGGGUGCUGGCCACCUGAUUGAGCCGCCCUACACCCCCAACGCUCGAGCCUCCAUGUGGACCACCCAACCAAAGAAACUGAUCACUCUCUGGGGAGGGCACCUGGCACCCCAUGCUGCCGCCCAAGAAGAUGCCUGGAAGAGGACCCUGGAAUUUAUGGAACACCAUCUAAGAGGGUGAAGGGAGAGGAAUAGUGACCACUUUGUGAUAGAAUGGUACAUUUCAUGUCUCCACAAUGCAUGACCCAAAACUCAAAAUCAACUGUCCAAAAUCAGGUGGACUGUGUUCUUGUGAAUGUACUGUAAUUUCACAACACAUAUUGUUAUGUAGGCAUCUAUGUAUUGUCAUUGAUUUGUAAAAUGUUUAUGUAUACAAAUA
Molecule: messenger RNA, 1445 nt
Organism: Salvelinus fontinalis (brook trout)
Lineage: Eukaryota; Metazoa; Chordata; Actinopteri; Salmoniformes; Salmonidae
Product: acyl-coenzyme A thioesterase 2, mitochondrial-like
Exons: 11
Coding region: 1-1086 (361 amino acids)
Biological process (GO): fatty acid metabolic process; acyl-CoA metabolic process
Molecular function (GO): fatty acyl-CoA hydrolase activity
Source: RefSeq, a predicted model, not a curated record